This is a messenger RNA of Gorilla gorilla gorilla (western lowland gorilla), 3963 nucleotides long. It is a transcript of the gene BNIPL, whose product is annotated as BCL2 interacting protein like. Gene Ontology annotation, cellular component: cytoplasm. The transcript has 9 exons. Bases 2221 to 3048 code for a protein of 275 amino acids. Lineage: Eukaryota; Metazoa; Chordata; Mammalia; Primates; Hominidae. The record is from RefSeq and is a predicted model, not a curated record. Gene Ontology annotation, biological process: apoptotic process.
AAUGUCUUCUUUCUGUUGACUCUUUUUGGGAAUAAGGAGCAACAGGCUUCUGUCUCCCCUCAUCCUCAGCCUCCCGUUCAACUUGUUUAUUCUCCCAGAAACCUCCUUGUAACAUACUUUCGUUUCCCCAGUUUUCCUUAUGCUUGAAAAGUAGACCCAAGAUAACAGUCCUAGAAACACACACAAUGGUUUCUUUUUCUUUUUUUUUUUGAGAUGGAGUUUUGCUCUUUUUGCCCUGGCUGGAGUGCAAUGGCACAAUCUCAGCUCACUGCAACCUCUGCCUCCCAGGUUCAAGCGAUUCUCCUGCCUCAGCCUCCCAAGUAGCUGGGAUUAUAGGCAUGUGUCACCACGCCCAGAUAAUUUUUUUUUUUUUUUUUUGUAUUUUUAGUAGAGAUGGGGUUUCUCCACAUUGGUCAGGCUGGUCUCAAACUCCCGACCUCAGGUGAUCUGCCUGCCUUGGCCUCCCAAAGUGUUGGGAUUACAGGCAUGAGCCACCACGCCCGGCCAGAAACACAACGGUUUCUACUGGUUGUUUUGCUUGUUUGUGUAAAGAGCAACUUUGAGAGGGAUAUAUGGAGUCUGGAAAGGAGAACAAAUUGCCUUCCUAGACUCAACCAAGACUGGCCCCCACUAGAAAAUGCACUCUCCUCCCCAAAACCCGCCCCCUCACAGGAGGCAGGGUUUUUCUUUUGGGCAAACCUGCUCCUGGGGAGAGGAGUGGCAAAACCUGUUUUGAGGAUGAGGUUACCUCCCUUCCACACCUCCCUCCUUGGAGGCAAGAGCUACAACAGCUGAGACAGAAAAGAGGUAAGGAAGUGUUGGGGGCUGGGACAACCAGCUCCCCAACAACUCCUAGGUGUUUAAAGAAGGAGGCAGGAAGACUUGUGAAGAUGGGAACUAUACAAGAGGCAGGAAAAAAGACAGAUGUUGGGUGGAGCAACUGCUACAGAGGUAAAUAUGAUUAACUUUACAUUCCAUCUUUCGUCUGCUCCCAAACUUAACAGCAGGUAAUCUGCUUCUAGCAAGUGGUGAAGGUAAGAGAAACAUCUGUAUAGGAGGCAAGAGAUCUGAGUCCUUUUGAAGACCUAUCCUCUGUAUCUCAAUUACUGUUCUUCAUUUCAAUUAUUCUUACCUACUAUUCAGUUCCCUUGAUCUUUUCUUCUUGGGGGCUGUCUUAGGGUCAGGGAGAUUGCAGAAGCACCAGAACUAGGAGCAGCCCUGAGACAUGGGGAAUUGGAGCUGAAGGAGGAAUGGCAGGAUGAAGAAUUCCCUAGGUGAGGACGUGUGAGGGUGGCUGGGAGAAGGGAGAGAUGGUCACGAAUGGACGGAGGGGAUGGCGCGGCGGCUCAUGGCUGUAAUCCCAGCACUUUGGGUGGCCGAGGCGGGGGGAUCACCUGAGGUCAGGAGUUUGAGACCAGCCUGACCAACACGGUGAAAUCCCGUCUCUACUAAAAAUACAAAAUUAGCCAGGUGUGGUAGUGCAUGCCUGUAAUCCCAGCUACUUGGGAGGCUGAGGCAGGAGAAUCACUUGAACCUGGGAGGCAGAGGUUGUAGUGAGCUGAGAUUGUGCCAUUACACCCAAGCCUGGGCAACAAGAGUGAAACUCUGUCUCAAAAAAAAAAAAAAAAAAAAAAAAAAAAGCAAAUGGACGCAGGGAUGGUGAAUUAGGACUUGAAGGAAAAAAAUGGGAAAAAGAAAACAGAGGCUGGGCGUGGUGGCUGAUGCCUGUAAUCCCAGCAUUUUGGGAGGCCGAGGCAGGUGGAUCACUUGAGCUCAGAAGUUCAAGACUACUCUGGGCAACAUGGCAUAACCCCAUCUCUACAAAAAUACAAAAUUUAGCCAAGUGUGGUGGUGCACACCUGUAGUCCCAGCUACUCGGGAGGCUGAGGUGGGAGGAUCGCUUGAACCCUGGAGGUAGAGGCUGCAGUGAGCUGUGAUUGUGCCACUGCAUUCCAGCCUGGGCAACAGAGUGAGACCCUGUCUCAAAAAAACAAUUAAAAAAAAAAGCAUAGGUGAUAAAAUUAUGGUGGGGAGAGAGAACCUAUAUAUUGAGUCCUGGCUUGAUGCCUUUGGUGUAUAUGUCUGCCGCCUUUUAAUCUCUUCCCCUCUAGAUUGCUUCCUGAGAAGGUUGGCACUUCUGAAGAUCCUGAAGACCCUAAAGGAGAUUCACAGGCAGCUGCAGGUACCCCCAGCACUUUAGCCCUGUGUGGCCAGCGCCCCAUGCGCAAGCGUCUUUCGGCCCCAGAGUUGCGGCUGAGUCUGACUAAGGGGCCUGGAAAUGAUGGAGCUUCACCCACCCAGUCUGCACCUUCCUCUCCUGAUGGCAGUUCUGACCUGGAGAUAGACGAAUUGGAGACACCUUCAGACUCGGAGCAGCUGGACAGUGGACAUGAAUUUGAAUGGGAAGAUGAACUACCCCGGGCAGAGGGUCUGGGCACCAGUGAGACAGCUGAAAGGCUGGGCCGAGGUUGUAUGUGGGAUGUGGCUGGAGAAGAUGGACAUCACUGGAGGGUGUUCCGAAUGGGACCACGGGAGCAGUGCGUAGACAUGACUGUCAUUGAGCCCUAUAAGAAAGUCCUGUCUCAUGGAGGUUACCACGGUGAUGGCCUCAAUGCUGUCAUCCUUUUUGCUUCCUGUUAUCUACCCAGAAGCAGCAUCCCCAACUACACCUAUGUCAUGGAACACUUGUUUAGGUAUAUGGUGGGAACUCUGGAGCUGCUAGUAGCUGAAAAUUACCUGCUUGUUCAUUUGAGUGGAGGCACAAGCAGGGCCCAAGUUCCACCUCUAAGCUGGAUACGUCAGUGUUACCGUACCCUGGAUCGGCGGCUACGGAAAAACCUGCGAGCCCUGGUGGUUGUCCAUGCUACGUGGUAUGUGAAAGCAUUUCUGGCACUGCUUCGGCCCUUCAUCAGUUCCAAAUUCACACGAAAAAUCCGUUUUCUGGACAGCCUGGGGGAGCUGGCCCAACUCGUAUCCCUGGAUCAAGUCCACAUCCCUGAAGCUGUCAGACAGCUGGACCGGGAUCUCCAUGGCUCAGGAGGGACCUAGCACAGGACUGGAUAAAGGGCCUUAGAACCAGUUAGUGAUCUGCCUACACCCGAAUCCCUGAAACAUCUGAACUGUUUUGUAAAUCAUCUUAUCCCCAACCUCAGUACCACCGGAUCUUCACUUCUCAGUGGGAUUUUGUCCUUUGCAUGACCCUACUUUCAGCAGGGCUUUGAGGCUGGGAAACUGAUCUGCUGGGUGACUUUCAUUCCAGUUGCUGGGAUGGAAGGCUGAACGUAGGGUCAUUUUGUAUGGGAUAUGCAGAGCUCUGGGUUUUUUUGUUUUUUGUUUUUUGAGACGGAGUCUCGCUCUGUCGCCAGGCUGGAGUGCAGUGGUGCGAUCUCGGCUCACUGCAACCUCCGCUUCCCGGUUCAAGCCAUUCUUCUGCCUCAGCCUCAGCGAGUAGCUGAGACUACCGGCGCACGCCACCACGCCCAGCUAAUUUUUUUGUAUUUUUAGUAGAGACGGGGUUUCACCAUGUUGGCCAGGAUGGUCUCGAUCUCUUGACCUCGUGAUCUGCCCGCCUCGGCCUCCCAAAGUGCCGAGAUUACAGGUGUGAGCCACCGCGCCCGGCCAGAGCUCUGGGUUUUAAUCCUACUUUAGCUGUAGAACCUUGGGCAAAUAACUUCAUCUUUUUGGGUCCUAAUUUUCCUCCUCUCUAACUGGAGAGACUGUGAUCCUUCCACCUUGGAUGGAAGAGGCUUACCUGACAGCCAGCCUGCCUGCUGGGAGCCAGGAGAGUCAGCUCAUUAAAUCUUGAAGAACCGCUGUAUGCCCUUUUUCCUUCUAAGUCAUGUCUGCUGCCUGUGAGCCUGGGAAGGAGUGCUUUCAAAACCUGUAUUUUUGCCCUCUUUAGUAAAUUUAGAACUGUAGAGGCUAAUAAACUGCGAUGAGACAUUUAAGCUCUGCUCCAAAGAA